Talpa occidentalis (Iberian mole) is the source of this 8818-nucleotide messenger RNA. It is a transcript of the gene JMY, whose product is annotated as junction mediating and regulatory protein, p53 cofactor. The transcript has 11 exons. Bases 312 to 3302 code for a protein of 996 amino acids. Lineage: Eukaryota; Metazoa; Chordata; Mammalia; Eulipotyphla; Talpidae. Gene Ontology annotation, cellular component: cytoplasm; nucleus. Gene Ontology annotation, molecular function: transcription coactivator activity; actin binding; Arp2/3 complex binding. Gene Ontology annotation, biological process: 'de novo' actin filament nucleation; Arp2/3 complex-mediated actin nucleation; intrinsic apoptotic signaling pathway by p53 class mediator. The record is from RefSeq and is a predicted model, not a curated record.
GCGAGGGGCGGCCGGGACGGGCGCGAGGCGCUGCGGCAGCGCGAGGCUUGUAAACAGAUCCGGCCGCACGUGACCAUGUGAACUACCUGCUUCGGGGACACGUAUUGUCUCUCACGAGAGCCGCGCCACAAAGGAGCGCGGCGGAUCUGAGCGCGCAGGGGCGAGCGAGCGAGCGGGGAGAGCCGGCGGGCGCGCUAAAAUGGCUGAAGGCGCCCAGCGAGGGUGAGCAGGGGGCGCGGCGCAGCCAGCCGGUGAGUCUCGGGCGGGCAGGGCCAGCGGCGCCUCCCCCGCGGCCUGGAGCCAGAGCCACCAUGUCGUUCGCGCUGGAAGAGACGCUCGAGUCGGACUGGGUCGCCGUGCGGCCCCAUGUGUUCGACGAACGCGAGAAGCACAAGUUCGUCUUUAUUGUGGCCUGGAACGAGAUCGAGGGCAAGUUUGCAAUAACCUGCCACAACCGGACGGCCCAGCGGCAGAGGAGCGGCUCCCGGGAGCAGGCGGGGGCACGAGGGAGCGCUGAACCUGGCGCACCCGCGGCGGAUGGGACCCGCGGGCCGGGCAGCCCGGCGGGCAAGGGCCGGUCCGAGGCCACUGCCUCUUCGACUCUGGGGAGGAGUCCGGGGCCCCGGAGGAGCCCGGCCUGGGCGGAAGGCGGCUCUCCGCGGAGCGCGCGCUGCCCUAGGGGGGACCCGCUACUGAGGAGUCCGGUCAGUAAAGGGGCGGAGAGUCCUCUCCGGAGCCCAGGGCGGGCCAAGUCCAGCCCGGUCCGGAGAGGAGCUGAAGGCAAAGAUGUGGCGGGGGCCACCGCUGCAGUUGCCCCACCGGCGCCCAAGGAGGAGGCCCCGGUGUCCUCGGUGCGGGUAGUGAGCGCCUGCGGGGCGGUCUCCGAAGAGAUCGAGGUGCUGGAAUUGGUGAAGGAUGAAGCUGCGGCUCCCGCGUGCCCGGCUCUCCCAGACGCGGAGCAACCCCCGCCCGCCGCCGAGCUGGAGUCCCCGGCGGAGGAGUGCAGCUGGGCCGGACUCUUCUCCUUCCAGGAUCUGCGCGCUGUGCACCAGCAGCUGUGCUCCGUAAACUCGCAGCUGGAACCGUGCCUGCCCGUGUUCCCCGAGGAGCCCUCGGGCAUGUGGACCGUGCUGUUUGGGGGCGCCCCAGAGAUGACCGAACAGGAGAUCGACACUCUGUGUUACCAGCUCCAGGUCUACCUGGGCCACGGCCUGGACACCUGCGGCUGGAAGAUCCUCUCCCAGGUACUCUUCACCGAGACCGACGACCCCGAGGAGUAUUACGAAAGCCUUAGCGAGCUGCGUCAGAAGGGCUACGAAGAAGUGCUUCAGCGGGCCAGGAAGCGCAUCCAGGAGCUCUUGGAUAAGCACAAGAAUACAGAGAGCAUGGUGGAGCUUCUGGACUUAUAUCAGAUGGAGGAUGAAGCCUACAGCAGUCUUGCAGAAGCCACAACUGAACUCUAUCAGUAUUUACUACAGCCAUUCCGAGACAUGAGAGAACUUGCCAUGCUAAGAAGACAGCAAAUCAAGAUUUCCAUGGAGAAUGAUUAUCUGGGUCCCCGAAGAAUUGAAAGUCUUCAAAAAGAAGAUGCUGAUUGGCAACGGAAAGCUCACAUGGCUGUGCUAUCUAUCCAAGAUCUUACUGUCAAAUAUUUUGAAAUAACUGCUAAAGCUCAAAAAGCUGUGUAUGAUCGAAUGAGAGCAGAUCAGAAGAAAUUUGGUAAAGCAUCAUGGGCAGCAGCUGCUGAACGUAUGGAAAAACUCCAGUAUGCUGUUUCUAAGGAGACUCUACAAAUGAUGAGAGCCAAAGAGAUAUGUUUGGAACAGAGGAAACAUGCAUUAAAAGAGGAGAUGCAGAGUUUACAGGGUGGUACAGAAGCCAUAGCCCGAUUAGAUCAGUUAGAAGCUGAUUAUUAUGAUCUGCAACUUCAGUUGUAUGAAGUACAGUUUGAGAUCUUGAAGUGUGAAGAGUUACUAUUGACAGCACAACUGGAAAGCAUCAAAAGACUUAUAUCAGAAAAGAGAGAUGAAGUGGUGUACUAUGACACUUACGAAAGCAUGGAAGCCAUGCUGGAGAAGGAAGAGAUGGCAGCAUCUGUGCAUUUACAGAGAGAAGAGCUACAGAAACUUCAGCAGAAGGCACGCCAGCUAGAAGCAAGACGUGGACGGGUUUCAGCCAAGAAAGCCUACCUCAGAAAUAAAAAGGAAAUUUGUAUUGCAAAACACAACGAAAAAUUCCAGCAGCGCCUUCGGAGUGAAGAUGAAUAUAGAACCCAUCAUACAAUACAACUAAAAAGAGAAAAAUUACAUGAUGAAGAAGAAAGAAAAAGUGCCUGGGUUAGCCAAGAAAGACAGAGAACAUUGGAUAGACUUCGAACUUUUAAACAGAGGUACCCUGGCCAAGUUAUUCUGAAAUCAACCAGGCUGCGACUGGCUCAUGCAAGAAGAAGAAGUGCGGCCAGUCCUGUGCCCUGUGAGAACCAGUGUGACUCUCUACCAGGAGCACUACAGGUAGAAGAGAAAAGUGAGGGGGUAGAGGAAGAAAAAGGCAAGUUUGGGUCAUCACAGAUAACAGAGGCCCAAAUCCUCGCACAACCUGAUCCUUCAUUAGCACAACUUGAAGCCACUUCAUUACCUCUCAGUGGUGUUACCUCUGAAUUGCCUCCCACUGUCUCUCUCCCACUUAUGAAUAAUAUUGAACUUGAACCAGGUUCUGUUACCAUAGAUCCACUCCCAUCAUCUACUCCUUCCACACCACCUCCCCCACCACCACCUCCUCCCCCUCCCCCACCACCACCACCACCACCACCACUGCCUGUUGCUAAGGACAGUGCCCCAGAGACACUGGACAAAGGUCUGCCUAGAAUGGAGGGGAUUGAGAAGAGGAUCCCAAAGUCUGCAAGUGCCCCCUCGGCACAACUCUUUGACAGCAGUCAGCUGGUCAGUGCAAGGAAGAAGCUCAAAAAGACUGCUGAAGGUUUACAGAGGAGGAGAGUGAGCUCACCCAUGGAUGAGGUGCUAGCUUCCUUGAAGCGUGGUAGUUUUCAUCUGAAAAAGGUUGAACAGCGAACUCUGCCUCCUUUUCCUGAUGAAGAUGACAGUAAUAAUAUCUUGGCACAAAUAAGGAAAGGGGUAAAGUUGAAGAAGGUACAGAAGGAAGUUUUGAGAGAGUCCUUCACACUUCUACCUGACACAGACCCUCUAACACGGAGCAUCCAUGAAGCUCUUAGAAGAAUCAAAGAAGCAUCCCCUGAGUCAGAGGAUGAAGAAGAGGCUUUGCCUUGCACAGACUGGGAAAACUAACAAGUGACUUAACAGAAAGAAGAAAAAUACCUGCAGUUGAAGAUUGAUUCUUAUUCUUUUGGAAAACAAAAUUUUAAUCAUUUGGUUCCACAAUUGGAUUUCAUUAGAUCCAAAAUUGCCUCAGUGGUGUGAAAAAAAGAAGCACAAUUGGCAAGUUAAUACAUUUCCAGUCAUUCCAAUAGAUUGUGGUUAAGUUUUAGAUGUGCAAUGUUCAUGACUGCUAUGAAGAAAAUACCUUCCGGAGAGUCCUGGUUUUUUAAGCACCUUCCCUUCCUGUCCACCCAUUUACAUCCUUUUAGUGGCCAGUUAAGGUAGGGGUCACUAUGAGUUGGAAAAACACUGGGUUGACAGAGAUCUACUGUGAGCUGUAUUGAAACAGCUUUGAAAUCCAUCAGUCAGUGCACUGAUUAGUGAUCUGCUUGAAAAUAUAGAGCUUAUUCCCUAUCAGCUUAUAUAAAUAAUGUGACGCUCUGAAAGAGAAGUUUAUUGUGCUAGCUGUAGGAAAGGAAUUAAAAUCAGGUGGAAAUGCACUGAAAAUUUCCAUAUUACUCAUCUCCAAAGGAGUUUUCAUAAAGAUGUUCAACAACAUCUAAAAAGAUACAUGGAAAUACACCUUUUAAUGUGUUUACCACACGAUGAUACAUUUAACAAGGCAUAUUUUUAGAAGGCCACACACACUUAACUUUGUAAGGUUUCAAAGUAAAAUUUCCAUGCUUUUAAGUAGCUCUUCAUAAUUGUGAAUUUAUAAUAGUUUGAAUUUCAUGUGCAGCUUUGUUUUAUGGGAAGCAAUAUUUUGUAAUUUGAUAUUUCAAAUUAUUUUUAGCCUUUUGUUUGAAUUAUUGCUUGUUACUAUAACUCCACAUGACUUUCCUAUUGAGAAUCAAAAAUCAGGAUUCAGUAAUAGGGAUGCAUAUCAUAAGUCUUUCAUGUACCAUUUAAGUUUUUAUGCUCCACAGUGAAAAAAAGUGUGCUCUACAAAUAUGCAGAAAGUAGACAGAAAAAAAAAGUCUCCUUUGUUGACAUUUCACCGUCUUCACAUGCUUUAAGUACAACUUUGGGAAAGAGUCUUUGUUAUUGUCACUAAAGUUUUAAUGAUAUGUUUGUAGCUCUUAAGUGCUGAUUUUGCUGAAAGGGAGUCCUGAAGGAUGCAUUUAUAUGAAUAGAGCUGUUAGGAAUUUUCAGCAAGACUGCUGUUGGUUUGAAUGAAAAUAGAUAUAUUGGGCCCAGUUUACAGUACUCUGUAGGGUGUAAUUCUGCAUAAGACAGAUAUUGGUCUUUAUAUGAUGGGAAUUUAGGACUGAAGUACCAAAAAGAACUUUAUUUUUUUCUUCUGAGGCAAUUUUCUGACUUAGAAUUAGAAAGCAGUCCCAGGGUAAAAGUCCUCCAUGUAUAUGAAUUGGUGUUCCUGGAGAAAAAGAAACGCUCAAAUCUUUGUCACUUUAAAAUGUUACUGCCUUUAAUUAUGGGAGAAAAAUUUCUUGUAACAGAUUAUAUAAAACAAUCUUUCUGCUUAAAUGUUGGUGGUAUGUUUAUUGAUGAGACUAGGAGCUGUUGCACAGCUUUUUCACAAUACAGUGGUUUUAUUCUGGCACCAUUCUCACCCCUUUUCUGAGAGGUUUAGAAGCAAUAGAGCUAAUAUAUUAAUGUAAUCUUUAUCCCAAAGGGGGUUGUUUGGGGGAGGUAACUGUUCUUUUCUGAUACACCUUCAGUAAAGCAUGCUUGUAACCCAAAGAAUGAUUGAUUUGAUUGCUAAUAUAUUUAAAAUAUUUUAAAGCAAAUUUGCAGAUCCUAAAAAAAAAUCAUGUAUUAAUUAUGCCUUUGGAUGCUUUUUUCUUUUUCAUUUAUUAAUAUUUAGAAAAAUAUAGGAGGAUCUAGUGUUAAAUUAGAAACAAAAACACAAAAUUUCAUUUGUCAAGAGGGGUUUGCUACCUAGUUACUGUUACUGCUGGAGUUCCAUUAAAAGACAGGCUCACUUAUCUGAGCCAUGUGGUAAUAAAUCUCUAGCAAAUAAUGGAGGGUAUACAGAUCCCUAUAAAUCCUGUAGGGGUGCAAGAUUCACAGCUUUUAACACAUUCCUCUAUAGCACUUCAGAAGGUUAUCUCACACUUGAGGAUAAGUAGGUUAAAUAAAGCAAAGCCUUGUUAGCAGCCAGCUAUGCUCAUUCUCUGGUUAAUAACUUUCUCCAACAUACCCAUUUUCCUGCCUUGAGAUUCAGGUUCCUACUUCCAACAAUAUUACAAAUUACCACAAGCCAUCAACUUUGGCAUUACGACAAAUAUUAAAAUUUCAAAUAACUAUAGUCUGCUUGACCAUCAAGAUGAGAUUACCUUGAACCCUUAUGUUCAUUUUAAAGCUGAUCCAGAACCCAACAAAUAUUAUAUAAGCAUGGUUAAAUAUUUCUUCUUGCCCCUAAUAAAAAUGAACAUCUUUGGUCUUAGUAUUAAUUUUGUAUAUAUUUAGUUAUGAUGGUACUUACAGAUGAUCACAAUUUCAGUUCCAAACUUGGCUGUACUCUAUAGGUUAAAAUAUUUCAUGGUUAUAUUUCUGUUAAUAUAUCAUUUCUGUAUGAAGAAUCCACAAAUAGCUGCUCGCUUUUGCUGAAUCAGUUUAGAAGUUAAUUUACCAAUCUAGUCUCAACUGCAGUAUAUUUAAAAUAGGGAAACAAAUAUAGAUGAUGAUCUGGGGAUGUUUUGAGGUUACUGUUACUGCUCACUUAAAGAACAAUUUUAAAUAUUUCUCCUAAUGUAACCAAAAUUAUGUAUAUAUAACCAAUGCGGCAUGCAUAGAAAAGGAUUGCUAAUGAUUUAAAAUGCUGAUAGUAUUGUAGUGUAGCAGUAUGAGAAAAUGCCUGGCUAAAGAGGAUUUUUAAAAGAUGACUAAUAGUCUCGCUUACUUGAUAUUUAUUUUAUAGUCUUGUUGAGUUUAUGAGCAGCAUAAAAACAACCAUCCCUUAAUUUUUCGUUGUGAAACAGAAACAUUUCUAUAAAAUGCAUUUUUAAAUGGACUCUUGAACACAGUUAUAAUAGUUGAUCGGAUGUAGUAUUUCUAUAGUGGGAAUUGGGCUUUUCUUAUUACAUGAAAUCAUAGAACAUUUUCAGCACUUCCAUGUACUCUGUAUAAUGGGGUGGAGGGAUUCUUUUUUCUAUAAAGCUGACCUAUGUAGCAGUAUUUGAUAAUAUAUGGCAUGACCACUUUGUCAUAAAAUGUGUUUAAAUUGUAAACACUUUGGCCAUAGUAGAAACUAAGAAUUAAAACUCUCAAAUAAUGGAACAAAACUUAAUGGGCAGCAUCCUCUCUGUUUGGAAUGGGACCAGUAUACGAUUAAUAUAAUUUUAUACAUUCCCUAAGAUUCCAUUUUUAAAUUGCAUUUGAGUGUGUUUAUAAAAACUUAAGUCAGUGCUUUGAGCCUAAAAAAGUUUUUUUCACUACUAGUGGGUCCUUAAAGGCCCUGAUCAGGGAGAUGAAAUUUCAUAUACCUUACCAAGUUAUUUGUAAAAAAUCUUUUUGAACUGCUGUAAAACAUUUAAAAUCCAUGGCAGAUGCAUUGUUAAAAUUCAACCAUUUGAUAAUGAAAGCAGAAACCUUAAAAAGUUUUACCUAAUUCUUGCACUGAAUUUAAAUGAUAAUAUAAAGUUAAAUGUGCAUUUGAAACAGAUUUUAUUUCUCAUUUAUUGCUUAACAUAGGAGAACUGUGCUUAUUGUUAGAGAAUUGACCCGCAAGAUUUAUUUCAGAUGUCAGAGAGGUAAGAAAGUAGAAGCACCUUACUGUUGGAGCAUGUUGCAUUUAUUUAGUGCUACUGAGCAAUUCAGUAGUUAUUUCUGAACUUUGCUGCAAAGUGCUCUUUAAUUAAAGCACAUAAAGAAGAGUCUCUGCUUAAUUGCUUUGUAAAAUGAAGCAAUGGUAUUUUUUAUCCUAUAAAUAUAGUCUAAUUUAAAAGUUUUUCCUACAAAAUGAGUUUAUAUUGUUGCCUAAACUAUCACGUAUGUAAACAGAGGUUUUUUAAAGGUGAGAGAGAAUCUGGAUUUCCUUCCUCUCUCUCCCUCUUUUCUUCUCUCCCUCUCUCCCUACCCCCUCUCUGUGUGUGUGUAUGUUGCAAAUGUUUGUCCAUUGAGUUAUUUCAAAAUGUGCUCAUCCUAAAAUUUUCUGUUUUGCCCUCAGUAAAUGUACAACUUGAUAUUUGAUGAAUUUAAUUGAUUGAAUUCCAAAUUUAUAAAUGUUUCUCCCCUUCAGACAUAAUGUAUUAUGCCACUGUAAGGUGCAUGUACAGAAAAUACCUCUGAGGUUGACAUAUUAAAUAUUUUAUCAAUGUUGUUUCACACUGAAUCUCAAUCAGACCUUAAUUUUGAAGGUUAUGAAAAGUUUGGUUUGUUUUUAAGUCAGGUGUAACUGAGUGGCUUAAUUUGGGGAUUUAAAGCUGGCUAGGCACCACCGUGGAAAGUGAGAUUUAGGUGUUCACAGAAAGUAUGGGUUGUUGGUUAUACAGUUCAGUUUUAACAAAGGAAGUUUGGGGUUUUUUUAAUUUGCAUGUUCUAUGAUUAAAGAGUGUAACACGUUAUUCUGAGCUUUUCCCAAUACUAAUUAUAUUGGUUUUAAGAAGGCUCAAUCACAAGAUGGCAUUUUCCCUUCAUUUGUGAUCCAAGAGGGGUCAACAAUACAACCCAUACAGUGACUUCUGACUUUUCAAUUUGGACAGAAUCCCCAUUGUCUCAUUCAUUUCUCAUUGUACUGUAUGUCUUACCAAGUGUGAACGCAUAAUAUAUAGUUUAUGAAAAAUUGAAGGCUAGAGAUAAUUUUGCAUGAAACAAGCCCAUUAGGGCUAAUAAAACUGACAUGUUUUUUAGCCUUUCUGGUUAAAUGAAAAAUUUAAUGGCAAACCAAUUCACCAUUUAAUAGCUUUGUGCAAUAUUAUAAUGGUAGAAACAAAACACUAGCACAUUGUGCUUGGCUUUUAAGGAUAGCUAAACACCAUUACAUUAAAUGGACAAUGUGUACAAUGUAUUGUAAAUGCCAACUUUUGCAAAUUUACAAUACUUAAAUAUGCUCAAUUAACAUUCUAAAGUAUUAAAAGUACAAAGAAAAAACUAAGCAAGCAUUUAUAGCAAUACUAUGAAAUCUCCAAUAAUUGUUUUGACUGUUGCCUUUUGCUCUGUAGUGCAAAAUUUCUGCAUUGUAAUUAUUGUUUUGCUUUGUACUUCAUGUUUUUUACACUCAUGACUUCAGAGUUAAGUACUUGUACACCAAGUAUUGCAAUCACCUUUCUCUUCUUAUACAUGCAAUGUAACAACAUACAGUUUUGGUGCUUAACAAUAUUCCUUUUUUUUUCCUUAAUAAAAGAUAUUUAUUGAGUUAACCUGAUUUUGUUUGUUUUAAGUAGCAUUGAUGAUAGAUACUGUCACUUCAUUUCAAACAGAAGGAACAUAGCAAAUUGUGCAUUUGUUAAAACAUGUUGAACAGAAUUCAGAGACUAUCUACCCCUGUACUACUUCCUCUUCCCAACUACUAUUUAUAAUAAAAU